CACUUGGGAGGGACAGCAGCAUACACAACAUGGCAGGCUGGCUGCUGCCCUGCGGAUGUUAUUUCGGUCAGCCAUCCUUCCUCCUGGCUCCUCCUGGCUCUGGCUGAUACUUGCUUAUCUGGCCUUGCUGUGGAGGCUCAGAGGGUGUGUUGGGCUAGGAACGCUUUUGGCCAAGCUGUUCAGAGGGCAUUGAUCCGUUGGCAGACCGUCCGGGUGCAAAAAGCUCCUGGGAUCAUGGGCCUUGGGCCCUGAGGACAAGGUGCUCCCUGUGGCCAUGACGACGGGUGACUGCUGCCACCUCCCUGGCUCCCUGUGCGACUGCUCCAGCAGCCCCGCCUUCUCCAAAGUUGUGGAGGCCACAGGCCUCGGGCCACCCCAAUAUGUGGCGCAGGUGACUUCAAGGGACGGCCGGUUCCUCUCAACCGUCAUCCGAGCCUUGGACACGCCAAGUGAUGGUCCCUUCUGCCGGAUCUGCCAUGAGGGAGCGAAUGGGGAGAGCUUGCUGUCUCCAUGUGGCUGCACUGGCACACUGGGUGCUGUGCACAAGAGCUGUCUGGAGAGGUGGCUUUCCUCGUCUAACACCAGCUACUGCGAGCUGUGCCACACGGAGUUUGCAGUGGAGAAGCGGCCCCGGCCCCUCACAGAGGGCCUUUGCACCUGCUGUUCCUGCUGCCUGGAGCGCCAUCGCCCCCAUUCUUCAUGUGGCUCCUUCUGCCCCUCCAGUUCUCCUCAGUGUCACCUCCUCAGUAAGGCCUUCCCCUCUCUGACCACCUGCCCCAGUUCACACCUCACCCCACUAGCAUGGGAGCUCUUGGAGGGCAGGGACCCCUUCUGUCCCAUUCACCAGAAUUUCGUGAGUGAAGCCCAUUUCUCUUGCCCAGUCAUCUGUGGCAGGCAGUGUAGCACAGCAGUCAAGGGCAAACAACCCCUGGGGCAAGACUUCCUGGCUUCUAGUCCUGGCUUUGUGGGCAACUAGCUGUGUGAGUUUGCACAAAUGAGUCAGCCCCUCUGUACCCCUCAGCUUCCCCAUUUGUAAAAUGGGACAAAAAUGCCCAACAGGGCCUGGCUCAUCGUAGGUUCAAUAAGUAUUUGAAGGAAGGAAAGGAAGGAGGGAGGUGCCAAGUAGGAGGAGGGAGGUGCCAGGUAGGAGGCUGGUCCUGCAGGGGUCAGGGACCGUAAGGGAGGGGCAGGCUCUGGAGGUCCCAUAUCCCAUCCCCAGGUG
Molecule: messenger RNA, 1222 nt
Organism: Hipposideros armiger (great roundleaf bat)
Lineage: Eukaryota; Metazoa; Chordata; Mammalia; Chiroptera; Hipposideridae
Gene: MARCHF2
Product: membrane associated ring-CH-type finger 2
Exons: 4
Coding region: 275-976 (233 amino acids)
Biological process (GO): protein ubiquitination
Molecular function (GO): zinc ion binding; ubiquitin-protein transferase activity
Source: RefSeq, a predicted model, not a curated record